GCUAUACAGCACUACAAUUAUUUGGCGGUGUUUGGGAUUUACUGUUUUCGCUACUUUGCCAGUUUUUUUCAUUUUUGCUGAAAACAAUGUCAAUAACCCUUGAUUUCGAUGCAAAGCAAUUGGCCAAUAAAAGACCAUUGCAGCUGCACUCCUUACCAGCCAAAAUCGAUGGCGACGGCGAAUGUGCAAAUGUGGAUACCUAUUUUAACAAUUACACGCGCGAAGCUUCAGAAUACGGCUCUGGCGUGCUGAUAAAUGCGCUCAGGGGUUAUCCUCUUUUGGGAAAGCGUGAGCCAGUGCCCGACGGAUAUAGAGGCGUUGUUUUACAAGAAACGGACCCAAAUCAGGAACAACGCCAACUUCGUCUCACCGGCACCUUUCAGGAUUUUACAUACUGGAAUUAUGACAAAGUGCCGUCAAAAGGCGACGGAUACCAGCAGGCACUAAUAAUGCUGGAAGUGGCCGACGCACUAGCUAAGCCCGUGAGCGAAGAGGAGCUUGAAGAUGAGAUGAAACGAUUCCAGCAAGCCAAGAAAGAAAACGCUUUGUAGUUGGUGCGCUUACAG
Messenger RNA from Drosophila novamexicana, 566 nucleotides. RefSeq lists its product as uncharacterized. The record is from RefSeq and is a predicted model, not a curated record. NCBI's taxonomy places the organism in Eukaryota, Metazoa, Arthropoda, Insecta, Diptera, Drosophilidae. The transcript has 2 exons. The coding region runs from base 87 to 551 and encodes 154 amino acids. Gene Ontology annotation, biological process: RNA catabolic process. Gene Ontology annotation, cellular component: ribonuclease H2 complex.